AUGGAAGUGGAAUGGUUCGAUCUACCACACGAGCUGUUCAAAGGAACUGAAGAACUUUUUUGUAUAUCUUUGGUCAGUAGGGCUCUUGAUCCGAUCGUAAACGGAGAUAUAUGGACUGAACAAAUGUCCAAUCUGAAAAAGAUGUUUUGGAUAUUUCAGCCCGAAGCCUUCGAUCCUUCAAGGAAUUAUAAAUCCAUUUCAAACUGUUUCGCUGGACACGACUAUCGAGAUGAUCUUAUCCAACUAGCGAUAGACCUAUCGAAGACACGUUUAGUAAUCGUCAAUUCAGGUAUUAUCCAACUUUACGAUAAAGAUUGCAGGAAGACCACUGUAGAAGAAUCCCAGAGACAAACUGAGAUUUUCGUAAAGAGAGAGUUGGCAAAAGAUAUAGCGCUUUUUCGAAAUUGGUCACCCGAACGUACAAAAGAAAGGCUAGAAAGCAUCGAAUUCAUGAAUCUCGAUGACUUCAUGGAGAAAGAAGAAUGGUGGAAGUACUUGAAUGCGGAUGAGCUGGAGGAAUGGAAAGCCAUGGUGGAUGACGUUGAGAAGCGUUUUGUAGUUAAAGCUGAAACGGAUCCAGCGGAUGGUAAAGAAGUGAUGAAUGAUUGA
Kwoniella botswanensis is the source of this 609-nucleotide messenger RNA. RefSeq lists its product as uncharacterized. Lineage: Eukaryota; Fungi; Basidiomycota; Tremellomycetes; Tremellales; Cryptococcaceae. The record is from RefSeq and is a predicted model, not a curated record. Bases 1 to 609 code for a protein of 202 amino acids. The transcript has a single exon.